AUGGCUCCAAGGCGCUCAGCUCGAUUGCUUGCUGCUGGUGGACUAGAGUCAGCAACAGCCCAACCGUCGUCAAAUGCCACCAAAGUGAAGAGUGGUAAGGUCCAGAGCAAUGGGGUCAGCAAAGCACGAAAGACAGCCCCGAAGGCAGGAAAGAAGAAAACGACGGCCACAUCUGAAACUACAGAUGCAUAUGCGGCUAUUUUUGGAGCAUCAGAUCUAAAGACCAGAACGAAGGAUGCUGCCUCGUCUACAAACGGCACAGCUAAACUGGAGUCCACACCACCGCCUCUUGACCGUCCUGUUGACCCUCAUAGAACAAAUGCAGCUCUCCUCACGCCACAUGGGUCAUCAUUGGUGGCAUAUCAACCAGGAGCAGAAGACGUUUCUCCCAGCAAGACUGGUCUGCCACGUCCGACGGCAACGACUGGGAAUCUCCUAGAAAAAGCAGUUGAUCACUUAAUUUCCAUAGAGCCGCGGUUGAAGCCUCUUAUAGACAAGCACCCUUGUCAUAUGUUUUCGCCCGAGGGACUGGCGGAGUCGAUCGACCCGUUUCAGAGUCUAGCCAGUAGCAUCAUUUCGCAACAGGUAUCUGGUGCAGCUGCUAAAUCAAUCAAGAACAAGUUCGUUUCUCUAUUCAACGACGAUGUGGAAGACGAAGUCUUGCGAACGCUGCGGUUUCCAACCCCAGAAGAAGUCGCCAGGUGCGACAUUGCCACCCUUCGGACAGCGGGUCUGUCACAGCGAAAAGCUGAGUACAUCCAAGGCUUGGCGGAGAAAUUUGCGACUGGCGAGUUGAGCGCGCAGAUAUUGCUAAAGGCCUCUGAUGAGGAGCUUGUUGAGAAGCUCGUGGCUGUCCGCGGGUUGGGUAAGUGGAGCGUCGAGAUGUUCGCUCUCUUUGGUCUGAAACGGACUGAUGUCUUCUCGACCACUGAUCUGGGUGUACAGAGAGGCUGCGCUGCCUUCGUAGGCCGAGACGUGAGCAAGUUGAAAGCCAAGGGAGGUGGGAAGUAUAAAUAUAUGUCUGAGAAGGACAUGCUGGAAUUGGCGGCUAAGUUUUCCCCGUAUAGGAGUUUAUUUAUGUGGUAUAUGUGGCGCGUCGAAGAGGUCAACGUAGAAGCCUUGGGAUAG
Paecilomyces variotii is the source of this 1128-nucleotide messenger RNA. Its product is annotated as putative DNA-3-methyladenine glycosylase. Gene Ontology annotation, cellular component: nucleus; protein-DNA complex. Bases 1 to 1128 code for a protein of 375 amino acids. NCBI's taxonomy places the organism in Eukaryota, Fungi, Ascomycota, Eurotiomycetes, Eurotiales, Thermoascaceae. Gene Ontology annotation, biological process: DNA alkylation repair; base-excision repair; base-excision repair, AP site formation. The record is from RefSeq and is a predicted model, not a curated record. Gene Ontology annotation, molecular function: alkylated DNA binding; DNA-3-methyladenine glycosylase activity; DNA-7-methylguanine glycosylase activity. The transcript has 3 exons.